Ailuropoda melanoleuca (giant panda) is the source of this 1156-nucleotide messenger RNA. RefSeq names its product Parkinsonism associated deglycase (gene PARK7). Gene Ontology annotation, molecular function: oxidoreductase activity, acting on peroxide as acceptor. Gene Ontology annotation, biological process: response to oxidative stress; glyoxal metabolic process; glycolate biosynthetic process. The transcript is spliced from 7 exons. NCBI's taxonomy places the organism in Eukaryota, Metazoa, Chordata, Mammalia, Carnivora, Ursidae. The record is from RefSeq and is a predicted model, not a curated record. Gene Ontology annotation, cellular component: cytoplasm; mitochondrion; nucleus. The coding region runs from base 157 to 726 and encodes 189 amino acids.
CCGGGCGGCGUGCGUCUGCGCAGUGCGGGUCUGGGGGGGCCGGAGCGACGUGUGUGCGUGCUUGCGUGCGUUCCCGUUUAGUCCGUUUGUGGUUUGGUCGUCCCCGGCGCGGAAUUGCUGCCGAAGGGGCCGAGUCUUUAAAAAAAGAACAUAAAAAUGGCUUCAAAAAGAGCUCUGGUCAUCCUGGCCAAAGGAGCAGAGGAGAUGGAGACAGUCAUCCCUGUAGAUGUCAUGAGGCGAGCUGGAAUUAAAGUCACCAUUGCGGGUCUGGCUGGGAAAGACCCAGUACAGUGUAGUCGAGACGUCGUCAUUUGUCCUGAUGCCAGUCUGGAAGAUGCAAAAAAAGAGGGACCUUACGACGUAGUGGUUCUGCCGGGAGGCAAUCUGGGUGCACAGAAUUUAUCUGAGUCUGCUGCUGUGAAGGAGAUACUGAAGGAACAAGAAAAAAGGAAGGGCCUCAUCGCAGCCAUCUGUGCAGGUCCUACAGCUCUUUUGGCUCAUGAAAUUGGUUUUGGAAGCAAAGUUACAACACACCCACUUGCUAAAGACAAAAUGAUGAAUGGAAGUCAUUACAGCUACUCUGAGAACCGUGUGGAGAGGGACGGCCUGAUCCUCACGAGCCGUGGGCCUGGAACCAGCUUUGAGUUUGCUCUCGCCAUCGUCGAGGCACUGAACGGCAAGGACGUGGCUGACCAAGUGAAGGCCCCGCUCGUUCUUAAAGAUUAGAGUAGAAAUCUUGAAUCAGAAGUAGAGAAACAGGCCGUUUGUAAUCAUUCUCACCAUGUUCACUUGAAGCAAGACGGGCGGUUGCUGUGCCGAGCAGCCUGGUUGCUGCCCCCGUGCAGAGCUUCCUGCCUGUGCCCGCGUCCCCACAGUCCUGAACCUUGAUGACACAGAAAAUGGCCUUUAGCAGACUACCGAUUGUUACUUUGUUUUUUUCUGGUUUCACCUUGUUUCUGUGUGUGAAGCCAAAUUCAUGAUCAGCUUCACUUGAAUCUGUUAACCGUUGAUAGAGCUACUGAGAUACACGAGCAGUGAGCACAUUUGACAUGCCAAAGGAGGAAAAGUGUAAAAGCAAAGAUUAAAGAAGCUUGUGAUUUUUUUUCCCAUUUGUUAACUGUGUAUCGUUAAUGUGCUAUUAAAAAUACCGACGAAG